Molecule: messenger RNA, 2688 nt
Organism: Linnemannia hyalina
Lineage: Eukaryota; Fungi; Mortierellomycota; Mortierellomycetes; Mortierellales; Mortierellaceae
Source: the annotation of a GenBank genome assembly
AUGAUAUGUCUUUAUUCCAAGGCAAGAAACCUCCCAAGACCACCCUGGCUGAAACGCAACAUGAUCAUCAAGCGGGGACAACCCGCCGGACAGCAUCCAGAAUCCGAACAAACUGACGACGCCGCCGCCACCGCGUCCGGGUCCGCUGUCAAAGACCCCUCAACGACCGAGACGGGUUCCUCUUCCAAUCAGGACAAGGCCGCUGCCGAACCAGGAACAACGCCCACAGCAGACGACAAGCAAAAGGAUACAGAGCCAUGUCCUGGAGAUGGUAAUUGCAAUGGUGCAGGAGGAAACCACACGUGCGGAGGGUGCCCAUCUUUCAACCAGCAGCAACCUCCAGGGCGCCAGCAUCUCAUCUGCGCCAACUGUCGGACAACAACUACACCUUUGUGGCGCCGAGACAGCGAGGGCAAUACCAUCUGCAACGCUUGCGGACUUUACUUUAAGUUGCACAAUGUUCACCGUCCAGUAACCAUGAAGCGAGCGGUCAUCAAGCGGAGGAAACGCGUCAACCUCUUGGCAACAUCGCCACCACUUAUUCCUCAUCCAUCGCAACAUUCACAGCAUCCACACCAACAACAGCAGCAACAUCCUCAUCCACAUAUGCCCCAUAUGCAACAUCCACAGCACCAACACCAGCAUCAGCAGCAACAACAGCAACAUCAUCACCAUGUUCCCCCUCCUCCUCAGUAUCACCAGCGCCUUCAGUAUCCCAAGCCGUUGCCUCGAGCUAGGACACCCCCACCAGCAUCCGGCAUGGAGCCCAAUGGGCAUGAUGGUCAGAUGGAUCCAUCUGGUACUCCAACCAAGCGCCGGCGAAUCCUGGCUAGUGGUGCCAAUGGGCAAGCAGAUUAUCGAGAAUCAGAAUGGAACCGCUCAGGAAUGCACCGCAGGAGCAUGUCGCCUGGUGAAAAUAUUGGAGAGCAGGAUCGCCAUCAUUCGGGAUCUCCCCACCAGGGUUCCUCUUUUGGUCAUCAGCCGCCACCACCUCCACCGCCUCAUUCACAGGAUGCGCAUGGACACAUGAGGGAUCACUCGUCCUCUCAUCCUAACCAGCCUCCUCGAUACAUCGUCAACGUACACCAGGGCAACGGUCAAUAUCAACAUACGCAGUCGAUGAGCAUGUCUCGGUACCCCAUGUACCAUCCCCCGCCACCAAGAUCACAGCAGCAACCAUCCCAGGCACCACCAGCUCAGCAUCCAUCCCACCAGCAUCCCCAACAGCAGCCACAGCAACAGCAUGGCAACCCUCAUCAACAACAGGGUCACCCACAUCAUCCACCGCCUGGGCAGUCUCAGCCCCAGCACGAGCAUCAUCACCACCCUUCAUCGGGUCACGCGUAUUCGCCGCAGGGAUCUCGCGAUAUGGACGACCCAAAUUACCCUACAUCGCAUCACUCUUCAGGAUGGAAUCAGCGUUUGCCAGGGUACUCAACAGUGUCGUCGUCGACCUCAUCCAACACCCGACUCUCGUCCACAGGCAUUGUGCAUUCCACCGGACCUCAACCUCACUCGCCAACGCUUUAUCCUAGGUAUGCUCAGGGCGGGCAGCAGCAACAGCCUUACCAUCAUCCUCAGUACCGUGGACAGGGCGCACAGCCAGAGCAUGAGUACCAUCAUCCAGAGGUGUCUCCGCCGCAGACAUCCCAGCCACCGCCUCCACAGGGAGGUCAUCAUUAUAAUUCGGGAUCUUCUCCUGUGCAAGGCAAUGCCACCCAUGCGACCUCUGGAUAUUCCAACUCGUACCUUCACCCUAUGCCGCCACCCAUGAUGAAUUCAAGUUCGAGUGAUGGACACGGCGAACGGGAGCGUAGUGCGGGCAGCGUCGGUGCACCGAGCGGAUCGUCUCAUUUGCCACCCAUGCCGCACCCAUCACACCCCAACCAUCAUCAAGCGCUCCCACGGGCAUCUGAAAUGAUGCACCAGCAAGAUCAGCCUCCACAUCCAGGGCACCAUCAUGGUUACAGUCCCCAUCGACGACAGCCUUCCUCUCCUCCACUGCCGAUGAAUGGAGUGGCGAUUGGCAACACCGGUGGUCAUCCUCCUCCACCCCCAACACCCGCGUCGUCUUCGAUCAACGGAGUCGCCGCUACCAGCACCGAUGUGCUCCAGCAGACUCGCCAGGAUUUGCAACGCGAAGUGUCCCAUCUGUCCAUGCUGCUCGGAAGGGCAGCGGCUGUGUUGAGUGGACUUGACCAGGCCUUGGAUCCCAGUCAUGCCGCAGCGAAUGGAGGAUAUCCUCCUCCUCCACCUGGCCCUCACCAGGGACCUGCACCUGGACCCCCAGCAGCGCCUCAUCCAAUCCGCGAAAGUGGAUCGCCUGUCGGUCAUGGGUACGCGCCUCCUCCACCCCAUGGCGGCCACCCUCACGGCCAUGGACCUGCGAACAGCCAUGCUCCCCCUCCCCCACCUCCUUCGUCGCAGCUUGCGCAGGGACCUCCUCCCCAAUCGAUGAUGCCCAAUGAUGUGAAGACCAGCUCUGCGCUCGGUCUGAUGGCGUUGAGCUCGUCUGCUGGAUCCAGCCACCCUGGCAUGCUGGCAGGAGGCCGACAUGAUGAUCGCGAUAUGCAGCAGCAUCACCAGCAGGUUCCUCAGCCCCAGCACCACGGCCCAUCACCCACUUCAGUCUCUCGGUAUCCUCAGGCCAUGUCCUACUCGUCAUACCCAUUGCCCAGGAGAUCCUGA